AUGGUCACAUGGCAGAAGUUCCUACGUUCUUGGCUGGACAAUGACUGGCUCAGUUGGGGUGCGGGAGCCUUGCUGUCGGUGAACCUUGGGUUCUUUGGCACCUGUGGCCUGCUCGAGACGAUGAUCAGCAGUGGCUUAGCCCGCAGGUCCUACAUCGAAUACGGCCAGCCGCGCGAAGCAGCUUUGGCAAAGACCCGAGAGAAGAUCCCCUUUUGGACGCAGCUUCGCGUCAGUGCCUGGACCCUGCUGGGGCCCGCGGCACUCCUGAACUCGGCCCUGGCCGCAGUGGUCCUGCCUCGGAUGGUGAGUCCUGGCCGUUCCUUCCCGCUGCUCCCGGGGCGUGUUGACUUCCUGUGCAAGUUUGUGGCGAUGGAGCUCAUUGGCGAUUUCUUGCUGUAUGUUGGCCACCGCAUUCUGCACGAGUACCUAUGGGACUACCACAAGUACCAUCAUAAGAUUGACACCCCGACGCCGGCGAGUACUGCAUGCAUCGACGGCCUUGAUGUGACGAUACAAUCCGGCAUUCCCACUGUCAUGUGCGCGCUGCUGACCCAGCCGCACCCUUUGACCUUCUACGCCUGCACAUGUGCCCGUGUGGCCGAGAAUGUGGUGAACCACAGUGGCAUGGACCAUUGGCUGAUAAACUUGAUCUUCUUGAAAGACCUCCCAUUUCGUGCAGGAGUUGCGGUGCAUGACGCGCACCACAAGUAUUCGAACUACGCGGAGAACGCGAAGAACUUCGGAGAGAACUUCUUGCUGUGGGACUGGGCGUUUGGAACGCUGGGCAAGGUCGAGGCGACGACUCGCAGAGGCUCUGAGCCCCUUUGA
This is a messenger RNA of Symbiodinium natans, 828 nucleotides long. Lineage: Eukaryota; Dinophyceae; Suessiales; Symbiodiniaceae. The record is from the annotation of a GenBank genome assembly.